Formica exsecta is the source of this 701-nucleotide messenger RNA. RefSeq names its product ADP-ribosylation factor-like protein 5B. Gene Ontology annotation, molecular function: GTP binding; GTPase activity. The coding region runs from base 372 to 701 and encodes 109 amino acids. Gene Ontology annotation, cellular component: cytoplasm; trans-Golgi network. Gene Ontology annotation, biological process: intracellular protein transport; protein localization to Golgi membrane; vesicle-mediated transport. The record is from RefSeq and is a predicted model, not a curated record. The transcript has 2 exons. NCBI's taxonomy places the organism in Eukaryota, Metazoa, Arthropoda, Insecta, Hymenoptera, Formicidae.
CAGCGCCGCACCCGGAGCGAUGCGUCAAGCGUCAAUUGCGUGAAAGCAACAUGUCGCGCUUCGUCUGAUCGGAUCGUAGACAGCUUGUCCGCGUCUCUCCGCGAUAACUAUUAGAUACCUCUCGUCCGUCUGCUCGUCGCGAAUCCAGCUUGCGACUCCCGAAUGCGUCGACGUUCCCGCGCGAUUAUGACGCCGCGCCGCGAGUCGGUAUCCGACGUAUCCUCACCGUCGUCGAGGCGAACAUAACCCCGAGACAAUGAACCACCCUGUUCCCGAGACAUUCUCCUAAUCGCGUGCGGGCGAGCAAGAACGGGCUUUGUGCGUCAACGAACAAAUAUUCCGGUCGUCUUGGGCUGAAAAGAAGAAUCGACAUGGGACUGCUAUUUGCCAAGCUGUGGAGCUUCUUCGGCAACGAAGAGCAUAAGAUAGUUAUGGUCGGUUUAGACAAUGCUGGAAAGACGACUAUAUUGUACCAAUUCCUGAUGAACGAAGUUGUUCACACAUCUCCAACCAUUGGCUCUAACGUCGAGGAAGUGGUGUGGAAGAAUAUACAUUUUAUCAUGUGGGAUUUGGGUGGCCAGCAAAGUUUGAGGGCUGCCUGGUCCACUUACUACACAAACACCGAGUUUAUCAUUAUGGUUAUAGACAGUACAGAUCGAGAGCGACUCGGUGUAAUUAGGGAAGAGCUGUAUUUCAUGUGA